This is a messenger RNA of Parnassius apollo (apollo), 360 nucleotides long. The record is from the annotation of a GenBank genome assembly. NCBI's taxonomy places the organism in Eukaryota, Metazoa, Arthropoda, Insecta, Lepidoptera, Papilionidae.
AUGGUUCGGACGGUGGUGGGUGAGACCAAGUCGAUAGCGGUCACAGAAGGAGUGCACCAAGGUUCUGUAUUGAGCCCUUUUCUGUUUUGUUUGGUUCUGGACUCACUCACUGAAGCGGCACAGAAUUCAGCAACGUGGACAUUUAUAUACGCUGACGACGUAGCCAUCUGCACAGACAGCCGCGCUCACUUGCAAGAGGCACUCGUGUCGUGGAAACAUCAGUUACAGACCGGUGGCCUUGUGCUGAGUGUGGCAAAGACUCAGUUCAUGUCCUUCAACGACCCAGAUACAAACAACAGUCCGAUUUCCAUCGAUGGACAAUUGGUCAAAUCGUAUCAUACAAGUAUCUGGGAAGUAUGA